AUGGCCAGUUUGGCACCCCAGGCAUCGUCGAGCCUGAAGCAGGCUGGCAAGGUGGUGUGCAUUGGCCGCAACUUUGCGGAGCACAUUACUGAGCUCAACAACACCAAGCCUAAGCAGCCCUUCUUCUUCCUCAAGCCUUCUUCUUCCAUUGUCCUCCCUGGUGAGGGUUCGGUCUUGCGGCCGAAUGGCAUUGACAUGCACUAUGAGGUUGAGUUGGCUCUCAUCAUUGGCAAGGUGGUUCGGGAUCUCCAGGCCUCAGACACCCAGGGUGCUCUGGAUGCCAUCAAGGCCUACGCCGUGGCCAUCGACAUGACGGCCCGUAACGCCCAGAACGAGGCCAAGAAGAAGGGUCUCCCCUGGGACAUUGCCAAGGGCUUCGACACAUUCCUGCCCAUGAGCAACAUCAUCCCCAAGGCAUCCAUCACGAACCCGCAGGACGUCGAGCUCUUCCUCAAGGUCAACGGCGAGGUCAAGCAGCAAGGCUCUACCAACCUGAUGAUCUACCAGAUCCCUCGCAUCCUGAGCGACAUCUCCAAGGUCAUGACCCUGCAGCCCGGUGACAUUGUCCUCACUGGAACUCCUGCCGGUGUCGGCCCUGCUGUGCCGGGAGAUGUCAUCCGUGCUGGUCUGAGGGUUGAUGGUAAGGAGUUGGAGGAGGGCAACAUUGAGAUUCCUGUGGAGCAGUCGCCCAGCUCUUACUCGUUUGCUGAGACUUAG
Molecule: messenger RNA, 717 nt
Organism: Fusarium vanettenii 77-13-4
Lineage: Eukaryota; Fungi; Ascomycota; Sordariomycetes; Hypocreales; Nectriaceae
Exons: 3
Coding region: 1-717 (238 amino acids)
Cellular component (GO): mitochondrion
Molecular function (GO): acetylpyruvate hydrolase activity
Source: RefSeq, a predicted model, not a curated record